AUGAUCUGCUUCAUUUUAAGGUGUUUUUUAUGGUUUCCUCAAGUGAGAGGUGAAGAAGGAUGUCUCAACACUGAACUCUGUUCAGGUAUGGAGUGGGACCGCUUGUGGUAUAUCUGGCUAGCAGUGGCAAUCAGUGGGCUGCUGCUCCUGUGUGGCCUGGUUUCCAUCUGCAUGAGAUGCUGUUUUCAUUGUCAUCAGACAGGGGAGGAAUCGAGUCCUCAGCCCUAUGAGGUCACCGUCAUUGCUUUUGAUCAUGACAGCACCCUCCAGAGCACCAUUACCUCUCUCCAUUCUGUGUUUGGGCCUGCUGCCAGGAGGAUAUUAGCAGUGGCACGCUCCCAUAACGCUGCACAGGGAACGCCACCCCUCUCGACAUCAGACACUCCUCCAGUCUAUGAAGAAGCUCUGCACAUGAGUAGAUUCACAGUCGCCAAGACAGGGCAGAAAGUGCCAGACCUGGAUCCAGUGCCAGAGGAAAAACUGCAGGUAUCUGCUGAAGGCAAGGAUUCCCAGCCAGCCCUCCCAGGAUACUAG
Molecule: messenger RNA, 534 nt
Organism: Colius striatus (speckled mousebird)
Lineage: Eukaryota; Metazoa; Chordata; Aves; Coliiformes; Coliidae
Gene: TMEM52B
Product: transmembrane protein 52B
Exons: 5
Coding region: 1-534 (177 amino acids)
Source: RefSeq, a predicted model, not a curated record